UACUAUUUUCCUGCAGUGUAGGAGGGGGUGGCUUUGUAAGCUACAGUCACAUAAAGUAGAAAAUAACCAGCGCAGGAACCCUUUCAGCACCACUCGCCAAUGGACAGCGGUUUCAGCACGCAGAGUCAUUGGGCAGUUUGAGAAGUGACAGGAUUUGUUAGGAGUCUACAGACCAGUGGGAUUUGGACUACCGCACCAUCAAGACAGGUCCUGGAGGUUCUAUUCUCGUAAUUCUUCGGCACUGCUAUUGUAUCCCCCACUACAGGACUAAACAUAUGCCUUUGWAUCCUUACACCUGUUUUUCUUAAACUCGGGUUCUAACCAAAGAGGAGUUCUCUGGAAAGAAUCCGUAUUUCUGCACAUGCUGAAAGACACAGUCGUUGAAAAUAGAAAUUUAGAGUGGACGGUAUCAAUUCAACUUGGUCUUCAUAAACGAAAUUUUCUGAAAUAAAAUCCAGUGGGUUUCUUUCAAAGAAGUCUGCUGUCUUUCUGAGCUCGAGGAGGGAGGCCAUGUUUGAGUACCUGCAGGUCUGCUCGGGCUGACUGAGGACUUUCUGCCUGCUCCGGGGGGGUGAGCCAGAGAGAAGCUAAACGCCCCUGACUGGCUCUGGAGGAGUGGAGAAAAGAAGGCUUAUCUCCCACCUUUGUUCUCUCUAAUGCCCCUUGAGAUGGCUCUCCACGGACUCACUCCCACCUCAGUCAAAACUGUUUAGUAACUCCACACCUUCUCCAUACCCCAACUGCAGGGAGAGAGAAUACCCCAAAAGAAAGUGGAGAAAGAGAAAGAGAGAGAGAAAGCUAAUUAGUAUUACUGAGAGACAUGAGAAGAGACAUCUGAAGAGAGUUAUGUGCUCUGAGGGAUAUUGCUGCUAACCUUUAGGACAUUUGUUUGUGGUAUUUUUUUWAAAAGGGACUCAAUUUAGCUGGUUGCGGGUUUAACUUAGCCUUCCGUCAUGACUCUUCUGGGAAGCUGUAUGAAGAGGGGGCAGACUGACUGCCACAGAGGUGGUCCGGCUGGGCCCUGUCAGGUCCUGCUCCUGACCUGCUGUAUCCUGGUAGUCCUGGGGGCCAAGCCAAAGACACCUGGCCACACACACCUCAACUCCAUCCGUAUUGACGGGGAUAUCUCACUGGGUGGGCUCUUUCCUGUACACGCCAGAGGAAACAAUGGGAAAGCCUGUGGGGAGCUGAAGAAGGAAAAGGGGAUCCACAGACUGGAGGCUAUGCUGUUCGCCUUGGACCGCAUCAACAACGACCACGAGCUGCUGCCCAACAUCACUCUGGGGGCCAGGAUCCUGGACACCUGUUCACGGGACACCCACGCCCUGGAGCAGUCGCUCACCUUUGUCCAGGCGCUCAUCGAGAAGGACGGUACGGACAUCAAAUGCCUGAGUGGCGGGCCGCCUAUCAUCACCAAGCCUGAGAGGGUGGUGGGCGUCAUUGGGGCCUCCGCCAGCUCCGUGUCAAUCAUGGUGGCCAACAUCCUGCGCCUCUUCAGGAUCCCACAGGUGAGUUAUGCCUCCACGGCUCCAGAGCUGAGUGAUAACACGCGCUAUGACUUCUUCUCCCGCGUCGUGCCUCCGGACACCUACCAGGCACAGGCAAUGGUGGACAUAGUCAAAGCCAUGCGCUGGAAUUAUGUCUCCACAGUAGCAUCAGAGGGCAACUAUGGAGAGAGUGGUGUGGACGCCUUCAUACAGAAGUCCCGCGAAGACGGAGGUGUGUGCAUCUCUCAGUCAGUGAAGAUACCACGAGAACCUAAGCUUGGAGAGUUUGACAAGGUAAUCCGUAGACUGUCAGAGAACCACAACGCCCGGGUUGUCAUUCUCUUUGCCAACGAAGAUGACAUUAGGCAGAUUCUUCAAGCAGCUAAGAAGGCUAACCAGACAGGACAUUUUAUAUGGGUGGGGUCAGACAGCUGGGGGUCUAAGAUCUCCCCCAUCCUGAACCAGGAGGAGAUGGCAGAAGGGGCUGUCACGAUCCUACCUAAACGGCAGUCCAUCCGAGGGUUUGAUCGCUACUUCAUCAGCAGAACUUUGGAUAACAACAGAAGGAAUAUUUGGUUUGCAGAGUUCUGGGAAAACAACUUCCAGUGCAAACUCAGUCGACACGCUCUGAAGAAAGGAUCCGGCAUCAAAAAGUGCACAAACCACGAGCGGAUCGGGAAGGACUCGUCCUAUGAGCAGGAGGGGAAGGUCCAGUUUGUGGUUGAUGCAGUUUACGCCAUGGCUCACGCUUUACACAACAUGCAUAAGGAGCUCUGUCCAGGGAAAGUGGGCCUCUGCUCCAAAAUGGAAACCAUCAAUGGAACCAUGUUGCUCAAGUUCAUUCGCAACGUCAACUUUACAGGAAUUGCUGGCACUCCAGUGAUCUUCAAUGUGAACGGAGAUGCCCCUGGUCGCUAUGAGAUCUAUCAGUACCAGAUGAAACACAACACCACAGAAUACAAGAUCAUCGGCCACUGGGCAGACCAGCUCCAUUUAGAAACUAAGGAGAUGCGGUGGCCUGGUGGGACAUGGCAGGUACCCCAGUCUAUCUGCAGUCAGCCCUGUCAUCCUGGGGAGAGGAAGAAAACAGUGAAGGGUGUCCCCUGCUGUUGGCACUGUGAGCGCUGUGAUGGCUACCAGUACCAGGCCGACACCUACAGCUGUAAGAUGUGCCGCUUUGACCUGCGGCCCAACGAGAACCACACCGCCUGCGAGGCCAUCCCGAUCGUCAAGCUGGAGUGGAGUUCCCCCUGGGCCGUCAUCCCCGUCCUCAUCGCUGUGCUGGGCAUCAUGGCCACCAUGUUUGUGGUGGCCACCUUCAUCCGCUACAACGACACCCCCAUUGUGAAGGCAUCAGGGCGCGAACUCAGCUAUGUGCUGUUGACGGGCAUCUUCCUGUGCUACGCCACCACUUUCCUCAUGAUCUCAGCGCCUGACGUUGGAAUCUGUUCCCUCCGACGGAUCUUCCUAGGUUUGGGAAUGAGUAUUAGCUAUGCAGCGCUGCUCACCAAGACCAACCGUAUCUAUCGCAUCUUUGAGCAGGGCAAGAUGUCAGUGAGCGCCCCCAGGUUCAUCUCCCCAGCCUCCCAGCUGGUCAUCACCUUCAGCCUGAUCUCAGUGCAGCUCCUGGGGGUGUGCAUCUGGUUCGGUGUAGACCCAUCUCAGGCUAUCAUCGACUAUGAGGACCAGCGCACGUCCAACCCGGACAUGUCCCGUGGCGUGCUCAAAUGUGACAUCUCAGACCUUUCACUGAUCUGCCUGCUUGGCUUCAGCAUGCUGCUCAUGGUCACCUGUACAGUGUAUGCCAUCAAGACCCGGGGGGUGCCAGAGACCUUCAACGAGGCCAAGCCCAUCGGCUUCACCAUGUACACCACCUGUAUCGUCUGGCUAGCCUUCAUACCCAUCUUCUUUGGGACUUCACAKUCAACAGAAAAGAUGUACAUCCAGACCACGACUCUGACCAUCUCUGUGAGCCUGAGUGCCUCUGUGUCUCUGGGGAUGCUCUACAUGCCCAAGGUCUACGUGGUCCUCUUCCACCCGGAGCAGAACGUUCCCAAGCGCAAGCGAAGCCUCAAGGCUGUGGUCACCGCGGCCACCAUGUCCAACAAGUUCCCCACUAAGGGCGGCCUCCGGCCCAAUGGAGAGGCCAAGUCUGAGCUGUGUGAAAGCCUGGAGACACAAGCAUUGGCCUCCAAGCAGACAUACAUCAGCUACAGUAACCAUGCCAUCUAAGAAACAGACAGUGGAGACCCGGCUCAGAAGCUACGACCUGCGUGUGGAAUGAACGAACACCAGAACUGGAGCACCAAGAUYCAAAAGCAGUGGGAAAUGGGGAGAAAUGAGAAUAAUCAUUCAACAUAUUGAACGGAUGUCACUAUUUUCAAGAGGACCAGUCAAUGCAAGGCUAUUGAAUGCCAAACAAAAGCAGUGGGAAGGUUCCUAGGGGGGUGGGGAGGUGCGGGUUUCAGGCAGAUAUGACAGUGAUGUCUCCRCAUCCCCUUUGUGACAUGUCACAGAGACAUCAGACACUCACAUUUCCAAAUUAAGUCAGUGUUUUCCUUCUGGAGUUUAUAGAACAGCUUUUCUCUUCUGGUGUUUUGUCUGAAGCUGAUGAACACCCUGGCUAACUCCCUGACAAACACCCUGUUCUGUAGUGAAUUGAGUUUUCUCUCUGUGUGCAGCGGUGUUGUAUCUCUCUCUACCAGUGGUAAUGUGCAAUUAUUUGCUUCCCCUUCUUCUCUGUCCUUUCCAAUGAGGGUGAAAGGCUGAACACAAUAUCUAAUUUGUCAAUAAGACAAAUCUGUCAAAAGAAGUAUGUAUAAGCACAUGAAAAA
This is a messenger RNA of Salvelinus sp. IW2-2015, 4321 nucleotides long. RefSeq names its product metabotropic glutamate receptor 4-like. Gene Ontology annotation, biological process: G protein-coupled glutamate receptor signaling pathway; regulation of synaptic transmission, glutamatergic. The transcript has 11 exons. Gene Ontology annotation, molecular function: adenylate cyclase inhibiting G protein-coupled glutamate receptor activity. The record is from RefSeq and is a predicted model, not a curated record. The coding region runs from base 954 to 3719 and encodes 921 amino acids. NCBI's taxonomy places the organism in Eukaryota, Metazoa, Chordata, Actinopteri, Salmoniformes, Salmonidae. Gene Ontology annotation, cellular component: plasma membrane.